This is a messenger RNA of Carya illinoinensis, 2379 nucleotides long. Its product is annotated as 3-ketoacyl-CoA synthase 2-like. Gene Ontology annotation, molecular function: acyltransferase activity, transferring groups other than amino-acyl groups. The transcript has 2 exons. Gene Ontology annotation, biological process: fatty acid biosynthetic process. Gene Ontology annotation, cellular component: membrane. The coding region runs from base 325 to 1746 and encodes 473 amino acids. The record is from RefSeq and is a predicted model, not a curated record. NCBI's taxonomy places the organism in Eukaryota, Viridiplantae, Streptophyta, Magnoliopsida, Fagales, Juglandaceae.
CAAAUUAAGCAUGCAAAUGAGUACUAGUCCGAGUCGCCGAAGUGGGAAAUUUCAAGCUUAGAUCGAUCCGACCAACCGAUCGAUCCCACGUAGUAUUCUAAGGUGGCUGGGGUAGGAAUGCAAAAUGGGCUUUAAAAUGGGCAUAGCCAGUAGCAUUACUGCAGUACUGUAUACUCCAAUGGCAGUCACUCCAACUCUCUGGUAGUUCAUUUUGAGCUUCUGCUCUUGAACUUCCAUUUUUAUAGAUCUCCAUAUAUAGAAUCUCCAUGUUUUUUGUUUCUGCAAAGAAAUUAAACCGUUAGCUAGGGCAGACACGUACACCAUAUGUUUGGACGUUUCACUAUGAUUUUAGAUCAUAAUCUGGGAAGUUUCCAGCUUGCACGACUUCUGUGCUUAGCCUCCCUGAUUUAUCUCUUGUCAAAUAUUAUAUUUUUCAUCACCAAACGUUCACCCAAAGUUUUCUUACUAGAUUUUGCUUGUUACAAGCCUCCACUCACUCAGAUGUGCAGCAAAGAAAAGUUCAUAGAAAGGUUUAAGAUAUAUGGGAACUCAAACGAGGCCAGUAUAGAGUUCAUGAGGAAACUGUUGAGGAAAUCAGGAUUGGGUGAGAAGACAUACAUGCCAUCGAAUCUGCUGAGGGAUCCUCCGGAUCUGUGCAGAGAAGAGACGAUGAGAGAGGUUGAGACAGUGAUGUUUGGCGCAGUGGAUUUGUUACUGGAAAAGACGGGAGUGAAUGUUAAGGAAAUAGGGAUAGUAAUAGCCACAACUAGUAAUCUUAACGUUGUACCGUCUCUUGCUGACAUGGUAGUUCAUAGGUAUAAGCUUGGACAGAAUGUUCUGGUCUACAAUUUUACGACAAUGGGAUGCAGUUCUGGACUUAGAGCAGUAGGCCUCGCCCAAAAGCUACUCCAGGUGCACCCUAAUACAUAUGCCCUUUUGGUUAGUCCAGAGAACGCUAAGCAAACAAUCUACAAAGGCAACGAGAAGUCCAAACUCUUCAUAAAUUUCCCAUUUCGUGUCGGUGGGGCCGCCAUUCUUCUUUCAAACCGGUCGUCCGAUCAUGACAAAGCAAAGUACGAGCUUAUCCACUCUGUCCACACCCAAACUGCUAGUUCCGACCGUUCCUACAAGAGCAUUUUCGACGAAGAAGACUCCGAAGGAAUAUGGGGUGUCACCAUAAGCAGAGAUCUCUUAGCGGUGGCCAUUGAGGUUGUCGAAGCCAACAUCCGUGCACUUGGUUCCCUCGUCCUUCCCUUAUCUGAGAAAAUCAGAUACCUCACAAACUAUUUUAUCAGAUACUUUAACAUCGCCGAUGUUAAACCCUACAUCCCAAACUUCAAGAAAGCAAUAGAGCACGUGUUCCCACAUGUCGGCACAAAACCUAUUCUGGACGAGUUUGAGAAAAACCUAGGGUUCAAGGAGGCUGACGUCGAAGCUUCGAGGAUGAACUUGUUCAGGUUUGGGAACACUUGCAGCUGCUCUGUUUGGUAUGCGCUGUCUUACGGGGAGGCUAAGGGGAGGAUAAAGAAGGGAGACCGCUUGUGGCAGAUUGCAUUCGGGUCUGGAUUCAAGUGCAGCAGUGCAGUUUGGCGUGCUUUGAGGACUGUUGGUGGUGACGAGAGGAACCCGUGGAAGGAUGAGAUCGAUGAGUUUCCGGUGGACGUGAAGAACAUUCAAACUUAUUCCAAGUUAUUUGAACGACCAAAAAGAAACGAAGACGGGACUUUGGGAUCCAUGGAUUCAUAAUUGUGAGACGCUUUGAACCGGCGGCACCUAUUAUCUGUAUUUGUCGAAAAUUAAUGAGGAGUGGACACGUAUGCUAUGCUUUAUGAAACAUUUGUGAGUGCGCAAUAGGCGAUAAAUGCCUCCUCCCCCCCCUCGGCGACCCCCCCUUCUCUCUGCAUUCUCAUUUCUGCAGAUCCUGCCCCCACCCGACCACCCUCUUCUCGCUGCGCUUCCCUCUUCUCUUUGCGCUCCCCAUUUCUGCAAUCUCCCCCCACCCCGCCGACCCCCUCUCUACGCUCCCAGUGGUCCCGAUCUCGCACACCGAUCUCACACACAAACCCAUAUUCCGUCUCUCCUGUACGCCGAUCUCGCACACCGACGAACCGACCAACCCAUCAUGGUAAAUGCUAGAAACUAUAGGUGAAAUGCAAUAUUUUUGUGUGAACCGACUGCCCUAUUUUCAAUCUAUAGGUGAAAUAAUUUUUGUGUGAAAUCCAUCCUUAAUUUUUGAGUACAUGCUAGAAACUAUACUACAAUCUUUUGCAUGAUUCUAUAAUUUUUGUGUAAACCGACUGUAAUUUUUUCAUGAUUCUUGCAUAAUUUUUUUUUUCUAUUAUUAAGUGUUAAUGGCAGUGUAGAUAAAAGUAGUUCAAA